Molecule: messenger RNA, 3252 nt
Organism: Lingula anatina
Lineage: Eukaryota; Metazoa; Brachiopoda; Lingulata; Lingulida; Lingulidae
Biological process (GO): regulation of transcription by RNA polymerase II
Molecular function (GO): protein dimerization activity; DNA-binding transcription factor activity, RNA polymerase II-specific; RNA polymerase II cis-regulatory region sequence-specific DNA binding
Source: RefSeq, a predicted model, not a curated record
UGAUUUGAGUUAGACGCAUUUUCGACACAAGAGACCUACGAUUCGGUAGCUUAUGCGCCCAAUUUCUUGGAAAUUACCUUUGUUUUUUUCUCGGUUGUGACAGAUAUUGGACGAACUGGUCAUUAUAAGCACUACAAUAAUGCCGUGAUCAUUACUACUGACGUACUGCUGCAGUUAUAUGUUGUUGGGUCUGAAGAAGCAAUUCUACGUACAAUUUACAAAGAUACAUCAAAACAAGAGGCAACACUGGAAGCAGAGGCAUAUCAGAUAAGUUUGAUAGUUGCAUUUGAACCCAAGACCAAAACAAACUUUGAAUUGAACAAGGAAUUUAAAGAAAGGCGAGGUUCAGCUUCUGUGACAUGAGAAAUGGGUACUCGUCUAUAAAAUUUCCAAAAAGACAAAUAGAUUUUCAAGAGGAUUUCAAGUAACCAUUUUCUGUGCAAUUACAUGGAAAAACAAAGAUUGUAUCUGCCACUUUGAUUAUCCCUGGAUCUGCCUGCCACCGACCUCUGGAUUCACGUGUUCCUGAUAUAAAAUUCUUCACAAUUUUGUAUCGACUGAACCACCUCACCGUGACUGACAAGAUAAACCAAUAUUUCAUCUACAGAAAUAAGGGAUUUAAGAUCAAUUCGUUAAUUUCACAGGCUAUCAAACAACACUCUUUAAAGACAAGGCCGUUGAAUUUUUGCAGGGCUUAAUCGUGACUGACCAUGGAAACUCUACGCCCUUUACACGACGAAAAAGAAAAUCGUCACGUCACCUCUGCCCCAGCUGAGAAUGACAUGGAAGUGGAGAGAUGCGAAAACGGAAAAGUCGCAUAUGGAAACAACAAUGAUUCUCAAUAUUUAGACAGGUCACAAACGUCUGAAUUUAUCAGAAUGUCGGAUGGAGAGUCAGAGAGUAAUUUCAAGCUCGGUGGCGACGCUGCUAGACCACUGGUACAGAAAGCUGUUGGUCCAGGCAAUGUACCGUACAUAACACUUCAACACAGACCAUUUCUUCCGCCUUUACGGCCACCUUGUCUGUAUAAUUUCAAACCAACUUUCCUACCCCUUUCUCACCCAGACAUGCUCUCUGGGAGGCGAUAUUAUAGGCGGCGGUCUAAUGGGGGAGAUGCAGCUCAACCGCCGGUACGAAAGCUUGUCCGCCGCAUUUUCACCAACACACGCGAACGCUGGCGGCAGCAGAACGUCAACGGAGCUUUUGCAGAAUUAAGAAAAUUAGUCCCUACCUACCCACCGGACAAAAAACUCAGUAAAAACGAAAUCUUAAGAUUAGCUAUCAAGUACAUCAACCUACUGGGAAACGUGGUUCGGUUUCAGAAGCAGCAGAACGGAGAGGAUGUCUCGGAAGAUCACAUUGUUAAUCCCCAGGAUUCGGAGAGCAGCAGGCAAGACCAGGAUUAUGAAGACCCGCCGUCUCCUUCAACCACGGCCUCUCAACUGGACUCUCCUUUGUCGUGUUAUUACGAUGACAGUAGCGACAUUGACGAAAGUGAGAUAGGAAUUUAUGAAGAACAACGAUAAACAAAAUUUCUUUUGAGAAUUCUAAUCAUGAUUGAAAUGUCAUGAAGCUAUUUAAUAAUCAAAAUCUACGAUUGAAAACGCACCGGAGCACCGUCGAGGAAUAGUAACACCCCGCCGUGCGAGUGUUUAUUAAUGUUUGUGGCUCUUUUGCUACCUGGGUUUUAGUGCUGAGGGAUUUGUUUAGGCAGACAGGUCCAGUGUUUUUUCUGCUCCGCAAACGAAAAAAUAAGAAAGGACACGCGAACGACUAAAGAUUCUGCAAAGCAAACAGCCGCGGGAAAUUUUGAUUUGACAGACAUGGAUACGACUGAAUGCAAUGGGUUAUUUUUACGAUUUAACGGCCGCGGACAUUUUAUCUGUUGAAAGAUAUUUCGAAGAAUCAAAUAAUGAAAAUAAGCACGCUAUGGGAAAUUUCUCUGUAAGUAACUCUUUGACAAAGCAUAAUCUUUUGACAUCAAUACUUUUAUUUUUUAUUACAAACUAUUUACAGUCUAUUCAGUUUUCACAUUAAUUACAAUGUACAUAAUAUAAUGCGCACCUUGUUGUAGACCUGUUACCCAAUAGAUUUUUUUCUUUAAAAUGCUUGUGUUAAAAUGUACAACUUUUGUAACACAUGGAAUAUUUCCUUGUAAGAGAAAUAUAACAAAUACAUUCAUAAUUUAACAGAUUGUAAUAUAGUAUAUAAGUUAUCUUAAUACAUUCCUUUAUUGCAUCGAAAAUACAUUAAAUUGGUAUUUUAUUAGAAAGAACACACAUUCAAAACAUUUGUAAAUGGUCCUCCCGAAACAUCUGCCGCAGAUAACUAGUGCUUUUAAAAUGAUAAACAUCUUUUCAAACCAAAAAAUCCCAUCAAUUCCUUUCAUCAACAAAGCUGCCUUAAGGACAAACGACGCGUGCUCAUACUAGACUUCUUUCCCUCUUAUUUUACUUGGAGAAAGGGGCACUCUUUGGGUAUUUGAAGGGUAAUAUUUUGUCGUUUCUGUAUAAAUCAGACCUCUGUCGCGUCUCGGCGAAAAAAGAGUAGAGGUCCCGGGUAAUAAUAAUAAUAAGCAUUAACAAAAGAAUUCUGUAGGCCUACAUUAAAAUAACCAAUAUUGUCAUGAUCUCAAUUGUUACCAGUUCUACUGGUAUCAUUAAUACUGAUUACUUUCACACAUGAUCAUGUAAAAGAUACAAUAAUUCCCCCCAUUUCCAAAAAGAGUCGUAUUUCUUUUUCAUACAGAACCUCAUCAUCAGAAAGUAUUAUGUUAUACAAAAGUGCGUCUCUCAUUGAAAUGCUAUUAGAAAUACAUGCAAUAUAAAUAGUAUAAGAUUUCCCAUUGCUAAAACAUCCUUAAUGGAUGAACUCCGAAUUUUAAGUAAAUAAUUGUGAAAUGUAAACUAUCCCAUACAUGAGUUCACAUCUCUCCAUGUCUUAGAACACACAUUUUAGUUACUCUACUGGACUUGCUCCAGCAUACAAUCUUUCAUAAUGUUUGAGAGAAAAUUACUCUUAUAUCGACCAUAAGAAAAAUACCAACAAGACGAUAAUAAUAAUAAUAAUAAUAACAACUAUAGAAGGACUCAUAGCUUAGACCUCUGCAAAGGCAGCUCAAUUCUGGUUCUCAUUAUUAAUUAAUUAUUUAUUGGAUCACCAACAAAUACUAAUCAAUUUUAGAUUUUAGUCCAUUUUUGACCUGAAUUAUUUUUUUUUUCAAAAUCCAUCCAUAGCUUUUUGAGGCUGAUA